GCCAUGAACCUGGACUUGUGCAGCUGGUGAAUUACUACAGGGGAGCAGACAAGCUGUGCCGCAAAGCAUCUCUGGUGAAGCUAAUCAAGACAAGCCCUGAACUAGCGGAGUCCUGCACGUGGUUUCCCGAGUCGUAUGUGAUCUACCCAACGAACCUGAAGACCCCUGUGGCCCCGGCCCAGAACGGAAUUCGCCACCUGAUAAACAACACGAGGACAGACGAGCGGGAGGUCUUCUUGGCAGCUUACAACAGGCGGCGGGAAGGCAACGAAGGCAACGUGUGGAUCGCCAAGUCCUCAGCUGGUGCCAAAGGAGAAGGAAUCCUGAUUUCUUCAGAGGCUACAGAGCUCCUGGACUUCAUCGAUGAGCAGGGACAAGUGCACGUGAUUCAGAAAUACCUGGAGAAGCCUCUGCUGCUAGAGCCAGGGCAUCGCAAGUUUGAUAUCAGGAGCUGGGUUCUUGUGGAUCACCAAUAUAAUAUCUACCUCUACAGAGAGGGUGUCCUGCGGACCUCUUCCGAACCGUAUAACAGUGCUAAUUUCCAGGACAAAACCUGCCACUUGACCAAUCACUGCAUUCAGAAGGAAUAUUCCAAAAACUACGGGCGCUAUGAGGAAGGGAAUGAAAUGUUCUUCGAGGAGUUCAACCAGUAUCUGAUGGAUGCCCUGAACACAACGCUUGAGAAUAGCAUCUUACUGCAAAUCAAACACAUAAUAAGAAGCUGCCUUAUGUGUAUAGAGCCUGCAAUCAGCACAAAGCAUCUUCACUACCAGAGCUUCCAGCUCUUUGGAUUUGACUUCAUGGUGGAUGAGGAGCUCAAAGUGUGGCUGAUAGAAGUCAAUGGGGCCCCAGCAUGUGCCCAGAAGCUGUAUGCAGAGCUCUGCCAAGGAAUUGUGGAUGUAGCCAUCUCUAGCAUUUUCCCCCUGAACGACACUGGGCCAAAGAUGAGCCAGCCAUCAUCGAUCUUCAUCAAGCUGUGAUGAGGACAGGAAAGCCUCUGCUGUGCACAGGGAGAGACUGCACCCACUGGGUCAGCACAGCUCAGCGGCUUAUCGGUAUCAUGCCAAAAAGUGAUAGAGACAGGCUUCUUCUUUCCUGGAAAAUCAAGGGGGAAAACAACAAAGCAGGCAUCCACACAGAGCUGCUCAGACAGCUCUGUCUGCAUUCACCAAAAUCCACUUUAGAAACAGCUCCUGUGACUUUGAUACCUGAUCUCUCUCUCUCUGGGAGAACAACAAAAUAACCUUAAAAUGAAACCCCAACAGGGAUACU
Molecule: messenger RNA, 1272 nt
Organism: Merops nubicus (carmine bee-eater)
Lineage: Eukaryota; Metazoa; Chordata; Aves; Coraciiformes; Meropidae
Gene: TTL
Product: tubulin tyrosine ligase
Exons: 6
Biological process (GO): protein modification process
Source: RefSeq, a predicted model, not a curated record